This is a messenger RNA of Gongylonema pulchrum, 372 nucleotides long. Lineage: Eukaryota; Metazoa; Nematoda; Chromadorea; Rhabditida; Gongylonematidae. The record is from the annotation of a GenBank genome assembly.
AUGCUGAUCACACAUCCAAUACUGGGACUUGAGGAACUCUGGCACUGGGAGGAGAGCACCGUUCCUCAUGUACUGGUUGGUGAUUCUUUGCAAAAUUACUGCCGACGUCAUGAUUAUCCGGAGACGCUUAUUUGCCAUGAUAUGAAAGGAGGAUAUCUCGCUGAAGACAGAUUGGAUGGUUGUGCAGUGACGGAUUCUGUAGCUCCAUAUAUACUUUUUCACUGGUGGUAUGUCGAUAUUUUUGUAUAUUUUUCGCACAGCUUCAUCACCAUUCCACCAGUGGGCUGGAUAAAUCAGGCCCACAUGCACGGUGUGCGUGUGCUCGGUAAAACAUUUCUGAUUGUUGCGUCAAUUUUGCCAAAUUUUUGUUAA